UAAAAAGAGGGAGGAUGGGACUCCACAGCUGACAGAGAGAAGGUACAGGUGCGUCAAAGAUGAACUGGUUUGUAGCUGCGCUCGCUCUGUGCGUCCUCGUGCCCAGCGCCCACUGCGCCACAGGCACCGUCGCCUGGUGUUACCAUGCUCCAACCUGCAAUGACACUACCUGGGCAACGAUUGCUACUCAAUUCUGCAAUGGGAGUCGACAGUCUCCCAUUAACAUCGUCCCAGCAGAAGCCACAGCUGACUCCUCACUGACUGCAUUCACCUUUCAUAACUUCAGCAGAGCCUCCAACCUGAAAACCAUCACUAACACUGGCAAGACAGUCAAAAUCUCCAUCGAUAGCGGUGUUGGGGUUGAGGGAGGAGGCCUGGAAGAAAGAUACGACAGCCUGCAGUUCCACUUGCACUGGGGUAAUGGCAUCUCUGUCCCUGGCUCUGAGCACACUGUGGAUGGCAAGCGCUAUCCCAUGGAGCUUCACAUUGUAAACAUCAAGAGCAGUCAUAAUGGGAACAUAACUGCAGCUCUCGCAGACUCUACAGGACUUGCUGCUCUUGGUUUCUUCAUUGACGUAAGGCCAGGGUCAACUGGCCAACCUGCAAUCUGGCAAACCUUGAGCACGUACCUGGCCAACAUCACAAACAGCGGUGACAUCGCUACACUGGAAAGUGGAUUGACACUGGAUGAUGUCCUGGUCGGGGUGAACCGCUCGAGUUACUACCGCUACCUUGGCUCCUUGACUACCCCCACUUGUAAUGAGGCUGUGGUUUGGACUGUGUUCAAGGACCCCAUCUUAGUCAGCGAAGAUGUGAUUAACCUCUUCAACAGUACGGUACGCGUCGGGAACAGCUCAUCACCUCUUGCCGUCAACACCUACAGACGCGUCCAGCCAAGUCAAAGGAUCACAACACAGCGUAACAGCACCAGCUCUAGCUCUAGCUCCAAAACCUGCUACUCUCUUGGGCUGAUGGCCCUGAGCCUCAUUCUGGGGAGGAGUUAGAGCCAGUAAAAGGUUCUGGCAUCUCAGCAGUUCAUGGUAGUGCUGGUAAACUUGUUUGCAAUGAGGAUACACCCCCCUCCCCCCCCCCGCUCCUCCUCCCCACAAGGUCCCAUCUGAGCAAAACUGAGCCUUAAUGCCACAAGAACUUUGCUUUCCUGUCUAUAUACUAAUAAUGUUAUCAUGAAAACAUAAUAAAUGUGAUGAUGGCUGCCUCGCUCCUAUGCAGUUGUCCAUCGUAAACAAUUAUUUAUCUGUAAUCAGAUUUGAAUCUGUUGUAUGCAUGCUUGCUUAAUUGAUUUAUGUUAAACAUGAGUCUGUUUCUGAGCUGCCAAAGCUUCUUUCACGUACCUGAGAAAGGGAUGCACUGAGUUUACUGGGUAGAUGUAGUAAUGGUAGUUUAGAAAUCCAGCAAUGUAAUCUGAGUGUCGGCAUUAAAAUCUGCCGGCAAGUAUUUGUUCUGGAGAGUUCAAACUCAGGUCUGUACCAAUUAAUAGUUAGAGAUCAUGAUUAAAUCUUUAAUCUUUUAUUGUAUUUUAAUAUUCUUAUUUUGUAACCGUUUUUAUUAUAUGCUUUUAUUUUGUCCUCAUCGGUGCCGAUAUUGUCGGCAGAUGAAAUGUAGCCACGUUGCCAAGCUGAACACUCAACACAGCGGGUGUAAUGAAGGAUUGAAGUAUUACUCGGUUGAAUGAACACCAUUAUUUAUCACAAUAAUAUAUAUAUGUUACAUUUAUCCCUGUAUUGCACUACUUGCACGUGACAGAACUGUGACCUCUUGAUCUUGUUAAGUGUCUCGAAAUUAAAAUGAUUUUGGUGUCAA
Sebastes umbrosus (honeycomb rockfish) is the source of this 1821-nucleotide messenger RNA. It is a transcript of the gene ca15b, whose product is annotated as carbonic anhydrase XVb. The transcript is spliced from 9 exons. Bases 60 to 1004 code for a protein of 314 amino acids. Gene Ontology annotation, cellular component: plasma membrane. Gene Ontology annotation, molecular function: carbonate dehydratase activity; zinc ion binding. NCBI's taxonomy places the organism in Eukaryota, Metazoa, Chordata, Actinopteri, Perciformes, Sebastidae. The record is from RefSeq and is a predicted model, not a curated record.